UGUGUGUGUGUGUGUGUCUUUAAGCAGUACAAACAGCGAGCUCUCCGUGUUUGAUCAGUGUGUCAUGAAGUCUUCGUGCCGCAUGAAGAACUCGUCUCUCGUGUCUGAACUUGAACUCACCGUCUGGUCUGGACACAGGUACACAGGAGUCAGUCGGGAUGAUUAAAAAGCUGCUGCUUCAAGUCUUGCUGAGCUGCAGCUGAGAGAACAAGUCUCUCAUUCUCUCUCUCUCUCUCUGUCUCUCAUUAUCUCUCUCUGUCUCUCCCCCCCUCUCUCUCAUUCUCUCUCAUUCUCUCAUUCUCUCUCAUUCUCUCGUUCUCUCUCUCUGUCUCUCUCCCCCUCUCUCUCAGGAGCAUCAUCUUUCACUUCCGUCUCUCAGUGAUCAUGGCGGCAGUCGGCGUAGAAGUGGGCGUGUCAUGGUUCCCGACAUCAGGAGUCGUGGGUUUCUUCAUCGCCCUCCUCCUCCUCUCCAUCUUCCUCACUUCUCUCUGCAGCAUGUGCAGAAGACGUUCAUUCCAUCUGAAAGACUCUGAGGCGGACAAAGAUCCCUCAGCUCUCAUCAAAGUGGCGAAACUGGAAGAAACCGUGGAGAUGAGAGAGAAUCCGAUGAUCAACGAGGAGCUGAAAGAUGAAACCGAUGGUCAGACCAAUCCCAUCGAAGAAGUGAAGGACACGGCAAUUCCUUCUAAAACCGCUGAAGAGUCGAAACCUGAAGGGGAAAACGCCGCCAAAUACAUUCUGUGGAGGAGCCACCUGAACCAAGAUGGGGACAGCUCCACCGCUCCAGACAACAUCUUCCAAACCAUCGACGUGAAUUCGAUGUACGCACAGGUCAACCAGAAGGAGAGACUGGCCGCGCUCCCUCCUUAUACUCCUCGGGAGGUGCUGGUGGAGGAGGAGGUGUCUGGAGGGACGGAAAGGAUGGAGGACGUGAAGCAAUGAAGGAAAAGGAUGGAGGAAAUUGAAGCAAUGAAGGAAAAGGAUGGAGGACGUGAAGCAAUGAAGGAAAAGGAUGGAGGACGUGAGGCAAUGAAGGAAAAGGAUGGAGGACACUGGAUGAAGGAUGGCAGCUGAAGGACGAAGGCUACUUUUGAAAGUAAUAGGUUACAGAUUACUAGUUACCCUCUUAAAACAAUAUGAAGUAAUGUAUGGACUGUACUUGUAACAUCUCUUUUCUAGACCACUCAAAGCGCUUUAAUGUCAUCAUUCACACCCAUUCAUGGCACAGCUAUGGGAGCCAUGUUGGGGCUAGCGGAGCCGGGGAUCGAACCACCGAUCCUGUAAAUAAAGGAGGACCAUGCCCACCACUGA
This is a messenger RNA of Cyclopterus lumpus (lumpfish), 1311 nucleotides long. RefSeq lists its product as uncharacterized. The transcript has 8 exons. The record is from RefSeq and is a predicted model, not a curated record. Bases 385 to 942 code for a protein of 185 amino acids. NCBI's taxonomy places the organism in Eukaryota, Metazoa, Chordata, Actinopteri, Perciformes, Cyclopteridae.